AUGGUGGAAGGAGGAGUUACCACAGCUGACAAGACAGAGUUUACAGAAUGCUGGAAGACUGUAUGGAAGACUCCAUAUAUUAUGAGGCUUGCAUUUUCAGCUGGCAUUGGAGGGCUUCUUUUUGGUUAUGAUACAGGAGUUAUUUCUGGCGCAUUGCUUUAUAUUCGUGAUGACUUCGAAGAUGUUGACAAAAAUACAUGGAUGCAGGAAACCAUCGUGAGUAUGACUGUCGCUGGAGCUAUUAUUGGUGCUGCAUUUGGUGGAUAUAUGAAUGACAGGUGGGGCAGGAGAGUGGCAAUUUUAGGUGCUGAUAUCAUAUUCUUCUUCGGCGCAAUUGUCAUGGCUGUAGCUCCAAAUCCCUGGGUUAUUAUUAUCGGAAGGAUUCUGGUUGGCUUGGGAGUGGGAAUGGCAUCCAUGACCGCUCCUCUUUACAUUUCAGAAGCUUCACCUGCAAGAAUUCGAGGAGCACUCGUUAGCACAAAUGGAUUGCUGAUUACUGGAGGGCAGUUUCUGUCUUAUCUAAUCAAUCUUGCUUUCACCAAGGCUCCUGGAACCUGGCGAUGGAUGCUCGGAGUUGCUGGAAUCCCAGCUUUGGUUCAGUUUGUGUUGAUGCUUUCACUUCCCGAGUCUCCCCGAUGGCUCUACAGAAAGGAUAGGGUAGAUGAGGCGAGGGCAAUCUUGGAGAAAAUCUAUCCUGCACAUGAGGUUGAAGAUGAGUUGAAUGCCUUGAAACUAUCCGUUGACGCUGAGAAGGCUGAUGAAGCUGCCCUUGGAGAGGGCAUGAUAACUAAAGUGAAGGGUGCGUUGAAAAACCGUGUAGUUCGCAGGGGACUUUAUGCCGGUAUCACUGUCCAAGUUGCUCAGCAAUUUGUGGGUAUAAAUACAGUCAUGUACUAUGCCCCGACCAUAGUGCAGUUUGCUGGAUUUGCUUCGAACUCUGUUGCAUUGGCACUCUCUCUCAUCACUUCUGGCCUGAAUGCUGUUGGCUCCAUUGUUAGCAUGUGUUUUGUCGACAGAUAUGGAAGGAGAAGGCUGAUGCUUGUUUCAAUGAUUGGAAUCAUUUUCUUCCUCGUGAUCUUAUCAGUUGUAUUUAUGGAAGCUUCGAGCCAUGCUCCGAAAAUCAGUGGAAUUGAGUCAGCUCACUUUGGCUCAAACUCUACUUGCUCAGCAUACCUGACAGCCCCAGAUGCACCAAGGUGGAGCUGUAUGACUUGCUUGAAAGCAGAUUGUGCUUUCUGUGCUAAUGCAGCCAGCGAAUUCCAUCCUGGAGCGUGCCUGGAUUCAUCCAAGGUUGUAAGGGGUGAAUGCCGUGCUGAAAAUCGUGUGUUUUUCGAGAAGGGUUGCCCAAGCAAGUUCGGAUUUCUUGCUGUUGUACUCCUUGGACUAUACAUCAUUUCCUAUUCACCUGGAAUGGGAACCGUACCAUGGAUUGUGAACUCAGAAAUCUAUCCGUUGAGAUAUAGAGGUGUUGGUGGAGGCAUUGCUGCUGUGGCCAAUUGGUGUUCAAAUCUGAUCGUGAGCGAGUCUUACUUAAGUCUCACGGAAGCUCUUGGUGCCGGUGGCACAUUCUUCGUAUUCGCCGGAAUUUCCACCAUUAGCCUCAUAUUCAUCUACUUCCUUGUCCCUGAAACUAAAGGCCUGCAAUUUGAGGAGGUGGAGAAGUUGCUAGAGGAUGGCUACAGACCACGCUUAUUUGGAGGAAAGAAAGAAAAAUCCAAGGACCAAGUUGAAUCCACAUAA
Molecule: messenger RNA, 1740 nt
Organism: Populus nigra (black poplar)
Lineage: Eukaryota; Viridiplantae; Streptophyta; Magnoliopsida; Malpighiales; Salicaceae
Product: inositol transporter 4-like
Exons: 6
Coding region: 1-1740 (579 amino acids)
Biological process (GO): transmembrane transport
Cellular component (GO): membrane
Molecular function (GO): myo-inositol:proton symporter activity
Source: RefSeq, a predicted model, not a curated record